This is a messenger RNA of Cydia strobilella, 4688 nucleotides long. RefSeq lists its product as uncharacterized. NCBI's taxonomy places the organism in Eukaryota, Metazoa, Arthropoda, Insecta, Lepidoptera, Tortricidae. The coding region runs from base 269 to 2590 and encodes 773 amino acids. The record is from RefSeq and is a predicted model, not a curated record. The transcript is spliced from 5 exons.
UGCCCGGCCGCCCGGCGGCGCAUCCGAACGAACGAACGCUAACCGCACGCGACCGUGUUUACGAACGCACCUUUACCAUUUUCAAAUUUCGAACGAGAUAUUCCAAAUUUGAAUUUUUAGUGCAGUGCCCGAGUUUGGAUUAUUUAUUUAUGAUUUGAAGACGACCUUGCUGAGCAUCGCACGGAACCGAAAAGCAAGAAUAAGCUGUGACCUUACUACAGUAACGUCCGAGCCGUGCCGCAACUGCAUGGUUAACAACUGAUUCAAAAUGGCUGAGAACGGGUUCGGACCGAUGGCCGGCCACGUCGGCAGGAUACCGAACUUCGGGAAAACUCAGGUCAAUCCCUUGGGCAACAAUGAGCCCCCAGCAUGCAUACAGAACGCGAUGAUGACGAAAGAUAAGAAGCCGUUCACCUACACGCCAGGAGGCUUGGACCUGUCCCAGAUACGCACUCCUAGCAUGGCCAGAAGACUGGCAAGGCAAAGGUCACAAGAGGAGCACGAACAAGCCUACGCUCAGCAAAACUACGCCCCUCAAACCAACGGCGGUGGCGGUGGCUACCAAACUCAAGGGACCCCGAACCCUCCUCCUCCCCCACCACCUGGUAUCCCCGCUCCACCCCCACCUCCCCCUCUAGUCAUCGAAGUACCAAACUCAAAAUUACCGAAACCCGUACCAUUAGGAGAACGACCCGAAAUAGUUAUCCCUGAAAACCCAAUUGGGAUGCUUAGGAAAACGAACAGCCCAUAUCAUUGGGAAGCAGAAAAAGCAGACGAACUGCGAAUGGGUCCCGUGCCGAAGUUUGUAGAAAAGGUCCCGAGCCCUUUAACAGUCCAAAUGCCUCCGUCUUCGUUCUCCAACCAAGCACCUCAGUAUAUGCCGCCAUCUCAAAAUACAAACUAUUCAUACAACAACCAGUACAAGCAACCAGAAAGCCCGCUUCACAGACCAGAAGCAUUGUAUGCUCACCAGAAAUCAAAUUCACCAAGUGUAAAAACUCCUACAAUAGAACUCUUACAAAGACAGGAUUCUCAGUUCAACAAGAGCCCACAACCCUUCGGAGGACAGUCGCCUUUUAGUAACGGUUCUCCGUAUUCUCCUAGCCCUAAUAAUAAUUGGAGGCAGCCGGAGAGAAGAGAAUCUCCACCAGAAAAUACGAGCAACAGCCCUCAGUCUCCACAUGUAAACCGCAGUCCCUUCACACCAAACCAGCAAUACUCUCCUAACUUCCAAAACCAAAGUCCCCCAGUUAAUUCUAGUCCCGUUUAUCACACUCUUCCUAGAGUUGGUCAAAAGAACCAAGAGGUUAACAAUAUACAGAACAACCAAUACCAACAAUCAAGCGCUGAUUCUGAUCCCACACCGUGGCGAACCAAUACGAUUAACAGACAUCCAAGAGAGCCAGAGAGCCAGAACAAUGCCUAUAAUAAUAACCAGAAUGCAAAUCAACAGGCGUACAGCCCUCCAUGGAAGAGUAAUGAAGCGAAAAACAAUGAAAGCGCAUACACUCCUCCGUGGCUUCAGGCACGGAAUCAAAAUGCGAAUCAACAGCAGGACACACCGCCAUGGGUCACGCCACGAGAUUCUAACAACAAUGGAGUACAAGAAAACUACAAUACGCCCUUGAGAUCUUCAGACAAUAACAACAACAGACCUGCACAAUCUCCACCACAACCUAUGCAACCCCAAGACCAACCCCGUUAUCAGACGUCAAUGUCGAUUCCUGUGACACCGAAGCGGCAAAAUCCACCAGCAGACUACAACAACACUCCCCCACAAAAAGAAGUCGUGUAUGUUAAUCAGGAGCCUGUUUACUUCUGCCCUGAUAGUCCGAAGUCCAUACCACCUUGGGUAAAAUCACAGAAAGAAAAGACGAAAACCCCUCCGCCCGAAUGGGUUCAGCGUCCGCUGGACAACAGAAGAAGCGUAACUAGGGACUUGGUGACACCACCAAGGGAAACCACAAAUCAGGAACCAGAAUGGGUUAAAAAGAGUAACGAAAUGCAGAGAGGUAUCCGCGAUGUAAUCAGUCCGCCUAAAUACCAGCAGACCGCGCAGCCGUCGUGGUCGACUCGUCCGUCAGAUAAUAGAAAAAGCGUGCCUAGGGAAGCACCUGAAUCCCCUGGUAGCAGGGUUGUUCCGAUUCAAAUGGAGGUAUCAAGUACAGAUACAAGGGACCAAGGGAGGCAGGGUCAGGCUCCGCACUUGAGGAUCACUAUCGGUAUGAAUCCGAAUGGUCCCAAUGCACAGCCGCAGUCGGCGCCGUACUCGCAGCCCACACAGCGCAUCAUGCGAGUGCUGUCGCCGCAGCUGGUGAGGAUGGACGAAGGACAGUCCCAGCAUGAACUGCCGGCUCUAAGCCGGCACUUGACGAGCAAUCAAGACAAUCAACCGAAAACGCGGAUAAUCCCCAUUCAAAUUGAAGGUGGCAGUAAUGGAGCUAACAGAAGGGUGAUCUACCACAAGUUCACACAGGAGGCGCCUCCUCGGCAGUCCAAGGCGUUCCGGGUGUUGCAGGUGAUCACGGGUACUGAGGACUCCGACCAUAUACAGAGCAUGGAGAACCGGCACGGGUUCACUGACCUAUAGCCAUGUAAGCUCGACUCUCACAGUACUAUUUAUUUACAAAAUGUUAUAUUUUGGAAAUCACGUUCAUUUAUUAUCGUUAAUAGAAAAUUUUAUGUUGUGCUUUAUUUUCGCAUCAUUCUAAUAUAACUGAAAAUCGUAAAAUAAAAUAAUAAAGCGUAAAUUUGUGAGGCGACUUAAAUCCAUUUUAUUUUACUCACAGUGAGUUUCCUCUCUUUUACCGAUACAAGUGAAAAUAGGUAUCAAUUGAAAAAGUACUGCAUUAUUAAUUUUAAUACGUAAGUAUGGUAAAGUAAUACAUAUAAUCUAUAAAAUAAACAUUAAGAGGAUUUCUACUAUUCCACAAACACGCGUAAAUUAUUUUUAUAAAUAUUAACAUAUAUAAAACAUUAGUUAUUUAGUCGCUUGGGCGCCCAAUCUAUUUGCACAUGUCUGUGCAUACUUAUUAUAUUUUUUAUAAUUCAAUGUUUUCUUGUGGAAUAGUUACUGAGCAUUACUUCAUCUUUAAUACCUUACUUACUAAAUGAUGUAAGCACGGUUCGUUAAACUAGACUAUGAAACUGGAAAUAUAAUAUAUUUUAAUAAAUUAUUUUGUAACGUAACUCUUAUUUUUAUUAUAAAUGUGUAAAUAAGUCGAAAAAUCUAAUGUAAAUGUAAAGCUUUUAAUGUGAUUUUACUAAUGCUCGUGAAAAUGGCUACGGCUAGCUUACCAAAGAAUAUUUUAAUAAAUAUUAUUAUUUACGGUUAAGUUUAUUUAUUAAUAAGCAAAUGAUUUUCGCUUCAAAUUAAAUAAGUACCUACCUUAAUGAUAAUGGUAUUCUCACAAUAAAAGCAGGAACAUAUUUUCCUUAAUCUUGAGAAAAUCAUUUCUAUGAUAAAAUAUGUAAUUUUUAAUAAUUAUAAAUAUGCACUUAUAUAAUAUAUAGAUAGUCAAAUGAGUCGGUGUAAGUUACCAUUAGAUAGAUUUUGUUAUAAUUUUUGAAUACCGACUAACCAUGAGAAACCGCCAAUAUAUACCAAUACCUACACAUAUCAUACUAACAUAUUAUAAAAUUAUAUUUAGUAUUUAUUUAUUUAUUUAUACUGCGUAUAUUAUAUUGUGUGUAUUUAUAAUAUUGGCUUAUUAUUAUGUUAUAUGUAAUAAAUAUGUAUUUAUAUACUUAGUGUGUAUGAUUUAUUGUAUAUUUAUUAUCUGUAAGUAUGUGUAUGUUUUAUAUUAUCUUGUUUAUAUAUGUAUCUAUUUAUAACUAACUGACACGCUUUCGAUUUAUUUGCAACAAUAACGAAAGUAAUUCCGAAAAUUCCAACGCAUAUUUUGUUACAUUUAUGAUUAACACUAAUUUCGCUUUUAUUAUUAAAGCUUCGCCAAAAACAAUACUGAACGCAAACGGUAAUAUGGCGUUUGGCUUUAUAAAUAAAAGUGGAAGCGUUUUACCAAUGUAGAGACUGAUCGAUAAUUAAAACGUACAAAAUAGCUAUUUCCGCAUGUUAGGCCAAUAGCCUCCUAAGGCCCAAGGUCCUACCAGUAGUACUUCAGUUUGAUGAAAUUUAAACCAUGUUCAAUUGGAACAGUUGCAUUUCUUUUUAGUAAAAUAUUCGAACAAAUAAAAAUCAACUGUACGAGUAUUACUAUAGGUUUAAAUUUCAGUAGCAAAUUUUUGGUUUUUCAUUUGUAUGGCUGGGCCUUAGCAGGAUAGGGAACGUGCUUGAACUGUAGGAGGCACACAGGAGCCCCCAGCACUUGCUUUGGCGUGAUUGUUUUUGAUUCAGGCCACAAGAUGGCAAACCCUCCAACGCGCACGGUCCCCAUAGAUACAUUUAAUUGUUGUACAACAGUUUUAUACUAAAAUAAUUAGCAUAUUUGGGAAAGUUCUUUAAUAUAUCGAUCAGUAUAAUGAUAGAAGUUUUGAAAAUUAACAAAAUCUUAAAGCAGACAAGGGGUGUGGCAUUCUAGUCAGUGUGAUCUUAUAUAAGUAUUUACGUAUUAAAUAUAUUUAUUUACGUAAUAAAAAUAAUUUAGAAUAAAUGAAAUUAGCUUAGUUAAUACUUUAUUUUAAUUAUCUGACAAUACAAAUUGAUUCAUAAUAAAAUGGUGAAAGUU